AUGCUCAUCACCGCCUUAACUGGCUGGCUGCACCCUACCCCGAGCCCCUGGGGCUGCCUCCCCCAGGCCCAGUCCCAGUGGAGCGCCUGGGCGAAGCCCUGCGCCUCCUCCUUGCGCGUCCUGCGCCAGGUCAUCAACAAGUACCCGCUGCUCAACGCCCUGCAGACCCUGACGGCAUCGGGCUCCUGCCUUUCCCCAUGUCCAGGCUUCCAGUACGAAUCCAACAAUGGGAUGGACAAGCGGGAGUUGGAGAAGGCCGUGGAGACCCCCACAGUGUCCUUCGGCAGCACUGCGUCCGGGUUCCUCUUGGGGGAGGUGGACAGCAGCACCGUCCUCUCCAUCCCACCCAGCAACCAGAAGCAGUCUCUGGAGAGCCUCUACAGCGGGAUCUCUGGAGGAGUCGUCACGCCUGCGGGCAUGGAGAGCUAUGACACAGGUGGGAGGGGACACCAGGCCCAUAACUCCUGGCCAACCUCCAUUUCUGAAGCUGACAGCAGUCUGGAUUCAAACACAGGUGAAUUCAGCCACGAACUCCGGCGGCUGUCUUCCAAUGGCGCCAUGUCGAAGGAGGACGAGAUCGCCACCUCCUUUGAGCAGAGCAUCAACGGGAUCACCGCCGCUUCCCAGAGCAGCUCAGAUGGCAUCCCCUUCGUCAUCAAGAAGUGCAUUUCUGAGAUUGAGAAGCGGGCGCUGAAAACCGAGGGCAUCUACCGUGUGAGCGGCGUAAAGACCCGUGUGGAGAAGCUUUGCCAGGCAUUUGAGAAUGGGCAGGAGCUGGUGGAGCUGUCCCAGGCCUCCCCUCAUGACAUAAGCAAGGUCUUGAAGCUCUACCUACGGCAGCUGCCGGAGCCCAUCGUGCCCUUCCGCAUGUACACCGAGCUGAUGGGCCUGGCCAAGGAGAACCUGCAGGGCAGCAGCGAGAAGGGGGGGCCCAAGCUGGUGGACAGAGGAGCUGACACAGACAAGGUGGUGGUGGCCAUGGUGCUGAAGCUAAAGGAGCUGCUGAAGGAGCUUCCCUGGGAGAACAUGGCCACGCUCCAGUACCUCCUGCAGCACCUGAGGAGGAUCGUGGAGGUGGAACAGGACAACAGGAUGUCCUCGAGCAACCUGGGCAUCAUCUUUGGGCCAACACUGAUGCGCCCGAGGCCCACGGACACCACUACUUCCUUGUCCUCGCUGGCUGACUGCCCCCACCAAGCUCGCAUCAUCGAGGUGCUCAUCGUCUUCUAUUCGACCAUCUUCGAGAACAAGGAGGCCCCGCUGCUGGCUGACUCCAGCAAGUACGCCGCAGACACCACGGAGGAGACGAGCCCGGCGCCACUAGCGGCCGUCACACCAAGCCCGUCCCCUGCCCUGAAUGCCGUGGGUUUGCUGAGCCCUGGUGCCGGGGGUGACACGCGGCUCCCUGCGUCCUCAGGGUCUGGCGACUGCUCGGUCGACACCAAGCUGGAACUGGAGCCUCCGGCGGGCGGUGGCCCAGAACAGCAGGAAAGCGAGACAAACACAGACAAAGCUGGGAUCUGCGACGACGGGAGCGAGGGACAGCACAGGCGGACCUGCAGCACGGGGCAGCCGGACACGGAGGGCUCCGCGCUGCGCUGCCGCAGCCCCCUGGGAGAGGAGCAGAGCGACUUGGAGGAAUACCCCGAGAGCAGCCUCGGGCCUGCCCAGGCAGACUGCGAGACAACCCAGCCCAGCCUCGGCUGCCAGGCCCCGGCCCAGCCGUGAGUGGCGGCCCCGGCCCUCCUGAGCUCCUAGCAGGGAAACGCGGGCACCGGGGAGGGCACGGGGUGAAGGCCUGCAGCCGCCAUGGGACUGA
Messenger RNA from Oxyura jamaicensis (ruddy duck), 1819 nucleotides. RefSeq names its product rho GTPase-activating protein 45-like. Gene Ontology annotation, biological process: signal transduction; activation of GTPase activity. Lineage: Eukaryota; Metazoa; Chordata; Aves; Anseriformes; Anatidae. The record is from RefSeq and is a predicted model, not a curated record. Gene Ontology annotation, molecular function: GTPase activator activity. Gene Ontology annotation, cellular component: membrane.